AUAGAUUUAGCCAUCAGUGAUCUUUGUGCGCACUCUUUCGGCGAAUAUCGUGCACCGCACUUCUCUAUUUCCCAGCAUGCUGAACUCAUACACUGGGAACAACAAGAUGGCGCAGGCUAUCUUUGAAGCGCUUGAAGGCAUGGACAACCAGACAGUCCUGGCUGUUCAGUCACUUUUGGACGGUCAGGGAGGUGUUUCGGACCCCAACAACCAUAGUGUUUCAGGCACAGCUGCCAUACAGUCAUUGGAUGACGAGGACAUCUUUCUGUGUGGGAAGUGCAAGAAGCAGUUCAACUCCCUCCCUGCCUUUAUGACUCACAAGCGUGAGCAGUGCCAGACCAACACACCAUCCCUGGCCACGGUCUCUCUAGCUUCCAGUAAUGCCUACACCCCUGUGCCCUCCAUCAGCUCAGUGCCACAGACUCCUACAAACAAACAGGUGUCCACAUACAUCACCGUGCCUCAGUCUCCCCUUACUCACACGCUGGUCCAGGGAAACAUCCUGGUUAGUGAUGACGUGCUGAUGUCGGCCAUAUCGGCCUUCACUUCAAUGGACCAGUCUAUGGCUGCCAUGCAGCCCCCCAUUCAGAGCAAUCUGAGCAUGAACACAGGUGCCUCGUACUUGCAGCCACACCAGCAUCCUCCACACCAGCUUCCAUCCAGCCAGAGCCAGGUGCAGUCGAGCAAUGGCGGUCCUGUAGUUCAGGUUUAUAACUCACUACCGCCGAUCACUGGAAGCGGUAACUCGGAGGUCCAGGCACUGGGCCUUCAGCCAUUCCAGCAGGUGCAGGUACCCAGUCAGUGUGUGGAGAGCCAAGCAUUCAGCACCCCGCCUGUAUACAGUCCUGGCAAGCAAGGAUCCAAGACCAAAACCUGCAGCAUCACCACUAAUAUGACUGAGCUGGGAGACUUUGACAAAGAUGCGAAUUCAAGACGCGUCAAGCAUGACAACAGUCAGGAUGGCCAAGCUAAAGGCAAAGCCCAGAAGCUGAAGUGCAAUUUUUGUGAGAAAUCGUUUAUGAAAAACUUUGACCUCCAGCAGCACAUUCGCAGUCACACGGGAGAGAAGCCCUUCCAGUGCAUUGUGUGUGGCCGUGCCUUUGCCCAGAAGUCCAACGUGAAGAAGCACAUGCAGACCCACAAGGUGUGGCCGUCGGGCAUGGUGAGCACCGUGUCCCGACUGCCUGUUACCGUCAAGGUGGUGCCGUUAUGUGCCGAAGAAGACCCGGGGGGAGAAGAGGAUGAUCCAGGUAAACUGACUCCUACUGCCAGGGCUCUGAAUUGGUCCCUGAUGAACCCAAAUAACUCUCUGCUGGCUGUAGGUGGACUGGAUGAGAUUGAGGGUAACCAUGAGGUGGCAGCAGACAGACAGAGUGGAAAGGGUAAAAGCAAGCAGAUAAUCCUGAUCGACAGCUCCUACCAGUGUCAGUUCUGUGCGGGCAAGUUCAAUACCUACUUCCAGCUCAAGUCCCACAUGACUCAGCACAAGGAUGAACAAGUGUACAAAUGCGUGGUGAAGUCGUGCUCGCUAACUUUCCAGAAGCUGGACCUUUUCCUGGAGCACAUCCGCACGCACCAAGAGCAGCUCACCUAUCGCUGCCACCUGUGCAGCAAGGUGUUCCCCUCACUCUUCGACUUGAGCGUGCACCAGUACUCGCACAGUUUCUGCCCCCAGCAGAGUCCACGCAAGGAGACCACUUUCUACAGGUGCAUGAAGUGCCAGAGCAAAUACUCCACACAAGAAGCCUUGGAGCAGCAUCUGCAAACAGCAUCACACAACUUCCCUUGUCCCCACUGCCAGAAGGUUUUCCCCUGUGAGAGGUAUUUCAGGAGACACCUCCCUACCCAUGGCAUUGGUGGGAAGUUCAGGUGCCAGAUAUGUAAGAAGCUCUUCAAGACUGAACACUACCUCAAGCUCCAUGUUCGGAUUCACUCUGGCGAAAAACCAUACAAGUGCUCCCUGUGUGACGCCACCUUCAACCGAAAGGACAAGGUGAAGAGACACAUGCUCAUCCAUGAACCCUUCAAAAAGUAUAAGUGUCCUUUCAGGACACACGUUGGCUGCACCAAAGAGUUUAACAGACCAGACAAGCUGAAGGCUCACAUAUUAUCCCAUUCUGGCAUCAAGCCCUAUAAGUGCCAGUUCUGCCAGAAAGCCUUCAGUCGCCGGGCACACAUGCUGGAGCACCAGCGCUCGCACACGGAUAACUACCGCUUCCGCUGCCCUACCUGCAACAAGGGCUUUACCCGGCAGAAGUAUUACCAGGACCACAAGUGCCCACUUGCUGCCCGGACAGACGAAAUGCGGGGUCCAGACAAGAGGGUGCCCAGGACCAGGCAGGCCAAGCAAGGAUGCAGGGUGGUGGGGAAUGGCCGGGAAGGUUUGGUGGCUGUAGAGGUAGCAAUAAGUGGGAAGGCGCGAAAAGAGGCAGCGCCUGAGGAGGCUGUGGAGGACGCGAGGAUCCAGGACAGCCAGGCUGUGUUGUCAAUUGAACAAGAAGAGAAGAGUGUCUCAGAAGAGGGAGGACGUGGUGGCGGCACAGGGAGCACAGAGGAUCUCCCGAAAGCGAUGCUGACCAUGCCUGUGUUUAUAGAGACUGUGGACUGAGCCAGAGCGAGAAUGCUGCGGAUGGUGCCGAAGCGGGCGUGAGGUGCAUUCCAGCUCCUUCAGCAUGAAGCAGCAUAACCAGGGAUGCACUGCAUUGUUGAAGCUUUCUAGAAGCACUCCAUUUACCACAUCAGCUGAAUGGGUCUUGUGGUAUGUCCUAGAUGUUUUACAUUAAAACGUUACAGCUUUCGUUUUUGUUUUGCACAUAAGAAAACCUUCAGCCUUGUUGAAAUAUUUAUUAAAAAGGCCCCUUGCAGCAUGGUAAGGUGAAGAAUUAA
Molecule: messenger RNA, 2886 nt
Organism: Brienomyrus brachyistius
Lineage: Eukaryota; Metazoa; Chordata; Actinopteri; Osteoglossiformes; Mormyridae
Gene: znf341
Product: zinc finger protein 341
Exons: 14
Coding region: 77-2608 (843 amino acids)
Biological process (GO): regulation of transcription by RNA polymerase II
Cellular component (GO): nucleus
Molecular function (GO): DNA-binding transcription factor activity, RNA polymerase II-specific; RNA polymerase II cis-regulatory region sequence-specific DNA binding
Source: RefSeq, a predicted model, not a curated record